Molecule: messenger RNA, 3212 nt
Organism: Rhea pennata
Lineage: Eukaryota; Metazoa; Chordata; Aves; Rheiformes; Rheidae
Gene: HEXA
Product: hexosaminidase subunit alpha
Exons: 14
Coding region: 1-1572 (523 amino acids)
Biological process (GO): glycosaminoglycan metabolic process; carbohydrate metabolic process; ganglioside catabolic process
Cellular component (GO): membrane; lysosome
Molecular function (GO): beta-N-acetylhexosaminidase activity
Source: RefSeq, a predicted model, not a curated record
AUGGCGGUGCGGGCGCUGCUGGUGCUGGCGGCGGCGCUGGGCCCGGCGGGUGCCGUGUGGCCGCAGCCGCAGGAGGAGCGCACGGCGCCGGGCGGCGGCCGCUGCCAUCUGCUGCCGCGUCGCUUCGGCUUCGCCUACGCCGCCGCGUCGGCCGUGGGGCCGGGCUGCGCCGUGCUCGACGAGGCUUUCCAGCGCUACUGGGAGCUGCUCUUCGCCGGCGCCCGCUCGGACGAGGAUGAGCAACCCUGGGGGAAUCCCUGUGCCCAGCUCCUGGUCUCUGUGGCCACUCCAGACUGCGAUGGGUUUCCCAGCCUGGACUCCAAGGAGAACUAUAAGCUCUCUGUCUCGGAUGACUCCUUGCUGCUGUCUGCAGAUACUGUCUGGGGAGCUCUCAGAGGCCUGGAGACAUUCAGCCAGCUUGUUGGGCGAGAUGAGGAUGGCACGUACUAUGUCAACAAGACAGAGAUUGUCGACUUCCCCCGCUUCCAUCACCGAGGCCUGUUGCUGGACACGUCUCGUCACUACCUGCCUCUGAAAGCCAUCCUGCAAACGCUGGAUGUCAUGGCUUACAACAAGUUCAAUGUGUUUCAUUGGCACAUUGUGGAUGACCCAUCUUUCCCAUACGAGAGCAUAACCUUCCCAGAGCUCAGCAAAAAGGGAGCCUUCCAUGCUGUCACCCACGUGUACACAGCCAGUGACGUGAAGACAGUGAUUGAGUACGCCCGGCUCCGUGGCAUCAGAGUAAUCGCAGAGUUUGACACUCCUGGGCACACCCUAUCAUGGGGUCCAGGUGCUCCAGGCCUCCUGACUCCCUGCUAUUUGGGCAAGAAUCUUUCUGGAACCUAUGGGCCCAUCAACCCCAUCCUUAACAGCACUUAUGAGUUUGUGACCAGUUUCUUUAAAGAGGUCAGCACUGUGUUCCCAGACUUCUUUCUUCACCUCGGUGGUGACGAGGUGGACUUCACGUGCUGGAAGUCGAAUCCACAAAUCCGUGCCUUCAUGCAGGAGAUGGGGUUUGGUGACGAUUUCACAAAACUAGAGUCAUUCUACAUCCAGCGGCUUUUGGACAUCAUUUCUUCCUUUGGCAAGGGUUACGUGGUAUGGCAGGAGGUGUUUGACAAUGGAGUGAAGGUGAAGCCAGACACAAUCGUCCAUGUGUGGAAGGAGAACUCCAUGCUGUACAUGCAGGAGAUGGCGCAAGUCACCAAGGCUGGCUACAGGGCUCUGCUCUCUGCCCCCUGGUACCUCAACCGCAUCUCCUACGGGCAGGACUGGAUGAAGGCCUACAAAGUGGAGCCCUUGCAGUUCAAAGGCAGUGCUGAGCAGAAGGAUCGGGUGAUCGGUGGAGAGGCCUGCAUGUGGGGUGAAUAUGUGGAUGUCACUAACCUGACCCCCAGGCUCUGGCCGAGAGCUGGAGCUGUAGCUGAGCGACUUUGGAGUAAUGCAACAGUGAGGAACCUGCAAGACGCGUACAUGCGGCUGGCCAGAUUCCGCUGUGAGCUCCUCAGACGUGGUGUCCAGGCUCAGCCGCUCUUCGUAGGGUACUGUGAUCAUGAAUUCAGUGGAUUUUGAAUGGAGAUUCCCGCUGCCCUCACCCUCUGUGCACACAGGAGGAAUGAUCUCACUCUUGUGCGCUCACCUGCACGUGCACACACGCGCGUGCUCCCUCUCUCUCUCCCCCCUCAUCUCUCUCUUCCCCCCUCCCCUCCCUUCCCCCCUCCCCCCAAAAAAAGGCUGCUGGCAUGUUAAAGAGACUUCCCUACAUUUGCUCUUGUCUUGUGGCAAUGAGCGAUUUUUUAUUUGAUUGUGCACUCUCUGCCUCUUUUUCUAUUCUUAUUUGUUCUUUUAAAUCUAUAAAGAAAUGACCCCAAAGAGAAGAGGUGUCUUGUCGUGCCCUGCUAGGGCUUGGCAGACUGUGCAAGGAUUCUUGCUGUCGGAGAUGGGCAGGGCUCUCUCUGAAGCGGGCCUGUUCCAGCGAUGCCAGUGGAGGAGCAUCUAGCUGCGCCUCAUCGCCAUGCCUCCGCAGUUGAACAUGUGCAUCCUGGGGCCUGCAGCCCCACAGUGCCAAGCUCCAAGUUGCUUUUUCAGGUGGAUUUGCCUCCCUCCAAGCAGAGCUGCAGAUCCUGCCUUGCCUAUGUGCUGAGUACACUACUGCUGAUAUAGCAGACUUCUGCUCCUUCCUCUAGCCGAGCUCUUGGCUCAGGGCCUGAGGUUAGGACUGGCCCUACCGUGCCAGCUACUGGUGCUGUUGUAGGCAGCCAGGCUGUCUGGCUUGCUGCAUGUCUGCUCUACUGGAUGAAUUGUUUCAUCCCUGCCAAUAUCGCAGGCUUUAUCCCUGUUGAGGGAAGGUCGGUCUCUAGUCUAAAACAGCAACGUUUGGGCAGGGGAAAGGCUAGUCUUGCAGGCCAAGGUUAGCUGUGGACUCCCCUGGGAUUUUUGCCUUGAUCCCGGCUGUUUCUGCUGACAAAGCACCGUACUUAUGCCAUUAUGUCACUGUGCAGAACAAGCCACCUUGGAUUUCCUUCUGUGGUCCUGCCUUUUGUGUAGGAGGUCUUGCCCUCCAUAUGCCAGUGGUCAGUGUUGCCUGUUGGCUCCUGUCCUUGUCUCUGCUUCUUCUCCCUCUGCUCCCUCGUCUGCUCUGGCUGGGUCCAGGCAGGAGGCUUGUCUUCAAGCCACCAUCUCUGCUGCCUGAACCCUUUCUGCUGCCGCCUCCUUCUCUGGCUUCUUUUGAGAAGAAGAGAUCCUGAAGCCCCUUGGAGGAAACCUCUCAAACCUGUUGGGCUGCAGCAGGGAAGCUGGAUCUGCGGAUGUCAUCGAGUUGCCGCUCAGCCCGUCCAUCAGCUGUCAACCCUUGCUCAACACUCAGCCAAUUUACCCAUCCUUGCGCUGCUGUUCUGUCCUCAGGUUGGCUCCGCUCCAGUUCUCCUGCAUUUGAGUAGGUGGAGAGUAGGUUCCUUGGAGAAGAAACUUGUGUUGCUGCGUUGCUGGUCUGAGGAGCUGGGGCAGUCUCGGUUCUUGUCCUCUGGUGGUCAGGGUUGCCCUACUGGAGACCUAGUUCAGCCACAGUGUGGACAUUUCUCAGGGAGAGAUGUUGUACAACAGUGUUGUGUGCAUAUCUGGGUGUUAAAUGAGAGUGAGAUCUGCGAUUAGCUCUCUGUUAUGGCUGGAGACUUCUUACUGUUGUUAAUUCUGAAUUAAAAAUUUUACCAAAA